This is a messenger RNA of Ectocarpus sp. CCAP 1310/34, 1527 nucleotides long. The record is from the annotation of a GenBank genome assembly. Lineage: Eukaryota; Phaeophyceae; Ectocarpales; Ectocarpaceae.
CCUUCUUCGCCCUCCCCUUCCGUCUCGCUCCUUCCUGCGCCAACUUAUACUCCUACUGCGAUGUCUCACCGCGCUGUUCCCCGAACGACCUCUGCAUCACCUCUCAGCGCUGUCAAUGUCAACAACCAUCAACCCAGAGGGAGGACGGCCAAGGCUGCGGCAUCCCGUACACCCAGCAAGGAGCCGGUGGUCAAGACUAAGGGCGCGGGCCGACGCAAGUCGGUCUCGAAGCGGAGGAAGGUUCUGCGGUCUAAAAACCCACCGAUGGACUCAUGGACGGGGAUGCCGACUCUGUUCUAUUGCUGUUGCAAGGUGUUCUUCUGCACUAGGGUUUAUGUCACCACCUACCCGUCGCUCCCCCGGUUCGUCGAUAGGAGGAGUACUGAGUUUCACGUAGUGGCGAUGUACCGAUCAGAAGUGAUACACCAACUGCCGCAAAAACCUCCGCGCGGCAGCUCCAUACGUGUGCCGGAGCCACGCUGGCGUUCAAGUAACCGCUCGCCCGGUGCUAUUCUAGCCCGGGGUCCGAGUGUUGUGGGCGAGGAAUAUCCUCACAGUGCUGCUUUCUGCCGCCCUCUCUCCGUGACCACAGCGGUCAUCAUCAAGGCCGUCGUUGCGGCCCGCUCAGAGCUGCACGGUGAUGUGCGCGGCGCCCUCGUGGACUUUUUGAUCCCUAUGAUCGAAGAAGAGGCGGCCACGAACAACCCGCGGACCGCCGCCGACCUCUUGCGUGGGGUCCGCGAGCAGGUCGCGGACAUCGACCCCGCUGCCGAGGCAAUUAAUACCUUGCUUCACCGCGUCAUGUGGCGCUACACUAAGGCCCACAUGCAGUCGACACGCGAGGACCUGUCCGAGGGGCAACUGGUCGGCGAGGACCGGCUUCACGAGGACUUCCUCGCGCAGAUCGGCACACUCGAGAGCGUCGUGUGCAAGUGCACGAGGAAAGCGAGGGCGUGGGGGAGGCUUUCCAACGGCGGGUACAGCUCCACGAACGCGAAGGCAUUCCAGGAAGGGUUCUGGUACUCCAUGCUCCAGUUCAUGACGGGCCCGCGUCGCCACGUCUCCGGAAUCCUAACCAUCCCCAAGUCAGACUACGGGAACCCCAAGAUCAUGCGCUUCCUGUCCCCACACGCUGGCGGCAAAGACAACCUCGUCGUGGAGGAAACCCCGGCCGAAGACGUCCACGUGGAGACUCCGAUCUCGGCGCAUAUCUCGACGAGAUGAACUGAUCGUUGUUGUUGGUUGGUCCUUCACAAGCUCAGCAUCUGCAUGGGUCGCGGAAUCGCUGGCAAAUGUUCUCGGGCGUAGCGCUUGCUGUGGGGAACAGGUUUUUUGUCGCGUUCGGCAGUAAGUUUAUUUCGCCACUGUUCCUUUUCGAGCAACGCGUGAAGCACUUGGAGCUCGAUACGCGGCGGCGUACCCUGGACGUGGUACAUACAACGCAGAAAUGUUCCUGCGUGUCGCCGGGGGAAGGGGCACCUCAAGUAUUGAGGUGCUUCGCGGACAAGGGGGCAAGUAGGUACUGUC